UCUGUGCGCAGUGCAAAAUUAUCAGAUAUAAUGACUAGCUUUGAGACACAACUAGUCAAGGCAUUGGCUGAGCCUGUUGAGUCCCUCUUUGAAGCAGGGGGAAAAGACACUUGGCUUUCUAUCAGAAAACUUCUUAAACGUGAGACUGAAGCUGUUGUAUCAGAAUUUUCAACUUCCAUUGCUGGUUUUGAGCUUGAUGAAGAAACAAUUGAAAGAAUGCAACAAAGCCUAAGGGACCAUGGAAGAAAAGUGGUGGAAAAUAAAGCAAGAGAAGAAGCUGGAAAGAUUCUUAUUCGCAUGAAGGAUAGGUUCUCCACAAUAUUCAAUCAUGACAAUGAUUCACUACCUAGGGUUUGGACUGGGAAGGAAGAUAUCAGAGCAAUUACAAAGGAUGCUCGCUCUGUGGUAAUUGAUUGCAAACUUCAAUGAAUUGUUCUAGUUCUUUUAGGCUAUUAUGUUUUUUUUUGCUGGGACCUUGGAUGUUUAACUCACUUGAGAGAGUGUGUUCUCAAGAUCUCUUUUUAUGUUAAUAAAUUUUCAUUAAAAAAAUAUGUAUAUUCAGGUCA
Messenger RNA from Lotus japonicus, 566 nucleotides. RefSeq names its product protein ROOT HAIR DEFECTIVE 3 homolog 2-like. The record is from RefSeq and is a predicted model, not a curated record. Lineage: Eukaryota; Viridiplantae; Streptophyta; Magnoliopsida; Fabales; Fabaceae. Gene Ontology annotation, biological process: endoplasmic reticulum membrane fusion. Gene Ontology annotation, molecular function: GTPase activity. The transcript has 3 exons. Bases 31 to 429 code for a protein of 132 amino acids. Gene Ontology annotation, cellular component: endoplasmic reticulum.